This is a messenger RNA of Amyelois transitella, 7241 nucleotides long. Its product is annotated as solute carrier organic anion transporter family member 74D. The coding region runs from base 484 to 2466 and encodes 660 amino acids. The record is from RefSeq and is a predicted model, not a curated record. Gene Ontology annotation, biological process: sodium-independent organic anion transport; transmembrane transport. Gene Ontology annotation, cellular component: membrane. The transcript has 11 exons. Gene Ontology annotation, molecular function: protein binding. Lineage: Eukaryota; Metazoa; Arthropoda; Insecta; Lepidoptera; Pyralidae.
CAUUACACAAAAUAUAUUUUUACGUUAUUUUUAGGUCAAAUGUAUACUGCCUUUUAUUAGUUAAUUUUAACCUAUAGGAAAUUAUUUAAAUUAAUCAAAUUUGUUUAGUUAUGUACUAUUUGUGAUGACUUCUUGUUGUGGUAAUGAAAUAAUAACUAAUUCUGCUUUAAGCGAAGUUUUUACCAGUAAUUUACAUCAAAUUUUAUAUUUUAUUUACUUUCUUAGCGAAAAUUGGGCGAUCGUUUGUAUUUUUGUCACUAUAUUUGGCGUAGCAGCGUGUUUUAUUAGUCGUAAAACUGGUAUAAAUUGUGUGAAGUUUUCGUCCGCGACAUCGCUAAAUAAGCCCGUCUUGAAAGCAAAAGUAAUUCAACCAGCUUCAAAGAUCCAGUGAGAAACCUCAGUUACAUAAGGGCGAGCAUCGUCGCUAAAGUCACUGCGGGUGGGGAGGCGGGUCCCGCGGGCCCUCCGGCCGAGGACGCCGCCAUGAAAGGCGUUGAAGCAACACCAGAAGAACAAGAACGGUUAGCGACAGGAAACAACAAUGGAUCGCUUGACUGCAAGAUACCGUCGACUCAGCAGGCGCAACAACGCUCCGCGUUUCAUUCCACCAGAGUGUUCAUGCUGGUGUUUCUUUCGGGAUGGGUUCUACAGGGCAUGUUUCUUACGUAUUUCGUAAGUGUGACAACGACCAUAGAGAAGCUGUUCAAAAUGGAGUCAAAGACUACGGGUGUGCUUUUAGCAGCGACAGAGAUCGGACAGAUAUGCACAGCGUUAUUCCUGACGUAUCUAGCAGGUCGUGGGCAUAGACCGAGAUGGAUCGCUUGCAUGAUGCUCGUUUUAGCAGUGGGAGUGAUCGGCUGUGUAGUACCGCACCUGCUGUAUGGGACGCGGUUAUUAGAUGUUCAUUUAGACGCACAUAGAGCAGGUCCGGCGCCGGUGUGCUCGCACUACGCUAACGCGACCGUCUGUGACGCCAGCCAGUACAAGAGCACGGAGACCCGCUCAUCCAUAACUGCGGUCAUAAUUCCAUGGCUCUUCAUCUGCCUGCUAGUCGUCGGCGUGGGACAGACCGGCAUUGCCACGCUCGGAAUACCUUAUGUUGAUGACAAUGUUGGCAGCAGACAGUCACCGCUUUAUAUGGCAAUAACUAUCGGCAUCCGUGUGAUUGGACCAGCUUUGGGAUUUCUACUUGGGGCUCUCUGCACAAGAGUGUAUGUAAAUCCGCUGUUGGAUCCGGGUUACGAUUCCAGUGAUCCAAAAUGGGUUGGCGCUUGGUGGCUCGGUAUGGUGUUCAUAGCUGGGUUCAUCGUGAUCCUAUCCACCCUCAUGUUCUUCUUCCCGCGUCAAAUAAGGCAGGAGCCAAUACCGCAGCCCCCGAAGAAAAUAGCCGAAAAACGCGAGCCGUUCUUCAAAGACUUCUUCGCGACAAUCAAGCGUCAGCUCACAAACGACAUUCUCAUGUGGCGUACGGCCAGCUCCGUGUUACACCUGAUGCCGAUCAGCGGCGUCUACAGCUUCCUGCCCAAAUACCUGGAGAAGCAGUUCAGACUGCCCACGCACGACGCCAACCUUGUCUCGGGUCUUGGCGGUAUCCUGGUGAUGGGGCUGGGGAUCAUCACGUCGGGCGUGGUGAUACUGAAACUGGUGCCCACCGCGCGGCAAGUGGCCGCGUGGACAGCGGCCACGGCGGCCAUUUAUAGUGCUGGCAUGGUAGUCCUAAUGUUCGUGAGCUGCCCAGAGGAGAGCUUCAGAUUGUUGGAGGCUGGCAACCCUAACUCUAGUCUGUCGUGCAGCAACGACUGUCAUUGCGAAAACGUGUCGUUUAGCCCGGUUUGUGGUCAGGAUGCCCUUACGUACCUAUCUCCGUGCCAAGCGGGGUGCGCAGAAAGUCGGCAGUUGGACAACAACACAUGGAUAUACUCCAACUGUACUUGUAUUGACAGCAGUGGAAUAGGCGAGAAGGCGAUAAAAGCUUUAGAAAAAUACGACAUAUCCGACGCGGCGCUGGACGGUUUCGCCGUCACUGGCGAAUGUAGCGGCCCCUGCAACAAGAUAUACGCGUUCAUAGCGAUCUUCGCCGCUCUCAUGUUCGUGCACGCCAGCGGCGAAGUGGGCGCCGUGCUGCUCAUAAUACGCUGCACCGACAAGCGGGACAAAGCAAUGGCGAUGGGCGUGAUCCAGUUCGCGAUCGGCGUGUUCGGCAACGUGCCGUGCCCGAUCGUGUUCGGCGCCGCCGUGGACGCGGCGUGCCGGCUGCGCGACGCCGCCUGCGGCCUGCUCGCCGCCUGCGCCUCCUACGACAACCACAGCCUGAGGCACUUCUUCUUAGGUCUAUCAGCGGGCCUCAUGUUUCUGGCGUUCAUUAUGGACCUUCUAGUAUGGAGUAAAGCGGGCCGAAUCGAUAUGAACCCGGCAGACGGCCCCCGCGCGCCCCACCGCCGCCCCCCCUCCGACACGCAGCUCUGACGUCAGCACACCAUCUACCAAUCACACGUCUGAAUUAUGACGCCACAACGCUGGCCAAUCAGACAUCGCACGUAGCUUACAGCGGCUACAAAUCGUAUGUCUGAAUACGCGACACUGAUGAUCAAUUUGACAUCUAAGCCAAAUGUAUGAGGGACGGAGUCUACUAAUCGCACGUGUGGAUUAAGACUCGACGCUAAUACAGUUUAACAAUCACAAGCCUAAAAUAUAACGUACCAGUAAGUGGUUAAAUUCUUAAUAAAAUUAUUAGGAGGUGGAUUUUUGUAACAAAUUUAUUUUUAACAUAUUUCAUUAAAUAUGUAAUGCAUAAGCACAACAUUGUUGAUGCACUUAACACAGACGUAGAAAAAAGGCGGACGGAGGGUGGAUUGAAAAUAAGUGAAGCAUCGUAAUGGCGGCGUUGUAUGCAUGUGUGAGUGACAGAAAAAUUGACAUUUCGUGAAAUAAACUAUGACGCAUCUAUAACGUAGAGGCGGCCGACUGUCACACUGUUAGUGAGGCAUGUAUAUACUACUGUAUAUUAUUGGUGCUUCAUUUUGCCGUAUAGUAAAUCUCCGUCUGCAUUUUUUAUUUGACUAUGGCAUAUAAUCAAUAAAUAAAUAAAAAAUCCAUAUUUUUAUGAAAAGUGUUGUUCGAACUAUUUAAAAAUUUGCGUUAAACUUUUACCUCUUUCCGAUCUGUUUACUAACUACAUAUUUGGCUUUAUUCCAGAAUUUCAUUUUCAAAAGGCUUGGCCUUAUUACCUCCUGUUUCUUAAAAGUACGGCCGUUUUAUUGCCUCGAACAACACCUAAAUAAAUAAUUCUGUAAUGUUAUUUUUGUAUAUAUUUUUUUAAAUAUUAUAUUUAAACCGUAUUUGGUGUGCGACAUUAUAUGAAUUAAUUUUAUAUAUGAAUCUUUCUAUAAUUGUAAAAAUAAUAUGUAUGAAAUUUACUGCCCUCUUUCAUAAACGAUUUUCUAUUUAAUAAUUGUUUAAACCAGUGUUUAAAGUGUUCGUAAUAACUUUGGAAUAAUUUUAUGACUGAAGAAAAAAAAAACGGAACUGUGCAUUUUCUAUGAUAUUUAUGCAUUUUGUACACUAGUUUCUUAAAUGUAAGCAAUGUCUGCUCAACUUUACAACAAUAUUGUUCUUUAAACGAAACAUAUGGUAUAGUAUACAUUUAAGAUAAAUGCAUGAAAUUCUUUGAUACUUUGGCUGACUGCUUUGCUGCAAUUCCAGUCCCUUCUUUUUUAACCAUUUUUUUAUCUUUGUUAUGUGCGGUCAACUUAGAAGGUAUCUUAUGACCGUAUCAAAAAUUUUCUAGAACCGGUACUACUGACUAAUUAAAAAAAAAUUGAAUAAAUGUGUAAAUAAUGUCGGAAAAAAAAAACAAUUUUAUCUGGCCAGUACGUAAACAUCACAUUUUUUUGUACAUAAUCACAAUUUCUGGGACUGAAUAUAGCGAAUAUACAAAAUAUAUAGGUUGAGUAUACACGGGGUUAUUAAAUUUAACAAAAUUACGGCUGUUUUUAAGCCGUAACUUGAAAUAUAUUCCUCAAUAUAUAUUUUUUAAUCUUCAAUGGUCUGUGUAUAUUCAGCAUAAUUCAAUUUUUGAGAAGCAUAUGGCUAGUGAUUAGAUAUAUUAGAUUUGUUUGUUUUUAUACAAAAUAUAUUAUUAAAACAUGUAAAUAUAAAUAAAUAAAUUGUAUAAUCACAAUAAUUUAAGUUUAGUUUAUGGUAUUCUCGAUUUUAGAUAAUGGUCUGUUAUUUAGUACUUUUUACAAUAAACUAAAUAUACUCUUUUUAUAUGGAACACAAUACCUUCAACGAACUAUGGCUGGCUGCUUUAUUUCAUAAAAGAUUUUUGUGUCUUAAACUUUUUACUUCUUUUUGUUUUUAACAAAAUAUUUUUAUUAGUUAUCAUUUUAUUGGUAAGAAUUUAUAUAAUGAAUAAAAUAAUAUCAAAAAUGGUAUAAGCAGAACAGCUUUAGUUCAAUUAAAAUAUUAUUUUAAUAAAAAUACAAUUUAAGGCUGGGUCGCGUGUAAAAUUAGUAGUUAAACUAUAAUAUUCAAUUCAAAAGUAGAUUUUACUAAUAAAUUAUAUGAUUUAUGUUAAACAUUCCUAAAACGCGUACAAUUUCGAUCUGAUGUCCGUUUAUGAUGGCUAUGUAUUGCAAUCUCUUGUGAGAUACAUCGAUUUUAAAUUUAUUAUUUUGACAGCCAUUGUGGCGUAAUAGUGGUAACCGGUGACACACAAGGCCCCGGGUCCUGGUCCGAAUCCCGGCCAGGGCAUUAUGAAAAUCUUCUGAAUAGCCUGAUAUAUUUUUUUUACAAAAUUUGGUUUUGUUGAGUUUGUAUUUCAUAACAAAAUUCUACAAGUUAUUUGGGGCUACUUCAAUCUUAGUUAUUUUCCCCAAAUAUAUUUAUUUAUUAUUAAAAUACUACUGUAAAUGACUGUGCAGGAGAACUAUGACUUAUUUUAACAUCUGUUAAAUCACCCUAAUUGAAUGCAAGUGUCCGUGUAUUAAAUAAUUGAUAGUAAUGGUGUUGCCGCAGCCGUAAUAGAAAUACGGUUGCGGCAACUCUGUGCGCGAUUCGCCCUUUAUUUAUCUUUCCUUUUUGUACGCAUUCUAUGAAUGUUUCUUUUUAUUACAGAAUAAACAGAAAUCUGUGAUGGAAUAAAAUAGGUAUACACUAUACUACUGAAUAAAUAAAUUUGUUUACGUUAAUUAGGUAUAUUUGCACGUGCAAUAUCUAGAAAAUGUUACUAUUCAAUGGCAUAAUGUUUUUCAUUUUUAUACAUUCUAAAAAUUUUGUGUAUAAUUAGGAGUAACUUGUUUUUUUUAGUUGCUAAGUCAAUUCAAAUAAUGAGUUUUUUUAUCUUUACUUAGGAAUUUGUUUUUUUUUUGCGAUAGGUUCCUUUGUGAUAUUUUAACAAUUUGAAUAUCGAAAAAACCAAUCUCACAAAUAAAAUACUACUUAUCAAUAUCGAAAAUAAUUACAGUUAAUAAGUUUAUGUCGAACGUGGCUAACAAGGCCAAUUGUGGCAACGUCGCAAGACUCGAAUGCCAUGUUUGACUGCAUAAGUUAAUAACAUAAUUAAAAUUCAUUUUUAAAAGUAUUAUUUUAAAAAUGUCUUGAACGACUGCUAUAAGAAAUUCACACAAGCACAUAAGUACAUCAAAAUUAAAUAAUACCGAGUGUUUUGGCACAAUUUGGUUAAUUAUUGCAUUUUUUUUUCAAUAGCAACCCUAGCUGAUAUAUUUCUAUACAUACCAAAAAGCACUUAUAUAAAUUAUAAUUGAUAAAGAAAAUAUAUUCCUUAUUUUAAUCAAUUUGUGCAUUAACUUUGUGCAAUAAAACUUUACUUAAAGUUUUAUCUAAAUAUUAAAUGUUUACAUAAAUAAUGUCAUCGAUUACUGAUGAUUUUUACUAUCUAGUUGCAAGGGCCAUUAUCUACAUUACUGUAAUGAUUAUUAUUAUUAAUAGUAGUAAUAUUGUGCUUGUCUCAGUGGUAGCUUUUUUUAGAUAAUAUUGUUGUUUGUUACUUUAUGUGAUAAGCGAAUAUAAGAUCAAAAUAUAUUUGUAAUAGUGAAUAAAAUUUUACUAGUCUAUGUUUUAGUGUUAGAAAAUAAUACCUCUGAUAGUUUUAAAUUUAUAUGACAACAAUGAUUUUUUUAGUCCGUGCCCUUUUUUUGUACCAACAUAAACAUAAUAAUGAUCAAGUCUUUAUAGGAACAAAAACAAUCGCAUAAUACUUUAUAUGAAUUGUAAAUAACUAUAUGUUGUAAUUUCUUAACAUGAAUUCUUAACUGUAUAGUUUCGUAAUGUUUUUUUACUUUUUAGGAAUUGUUGACAAAAUUGUUUGAAUAACUUAACCGAACCAAUGUAAUUAAAUUGUUUGAACAACUUUACAAAUGAAGGCAUUUAUGGCUUCAAAACUUUUAUUAUAUAUUUUACUAUGUAUUGUAUAAAUAAGGUAGCAAGCUAUAAAUGUGACACAAAUUAAAAAGCGAUAAAAACGUUUACCUUAUAGCGUCGUCUUUGGCGCACAACACUUUAAUAUAAAAAAAUAUGAUGCCUUAUUCGGACGAAUAAUUUGUAUAACACUAACACAAAGUUAAUGUUAUUAUAAAAUUUUUAAAAUAAUGACAUAACAAACAUGAUAAUAUUAAUUUUAUUUUCGGGUUCUGUUUAAAGUAUCGAAAUAUUUUUAUUUCUACGCCUUUACAAUAAUGUUGAUAAAAUUAAAAAAUAAAUACUGGAUUAAAAACAAUAUCUCUGUCAUACUUAGUUAAAUUUUACCUGCAUUAUUUAACUAGGAAUAAAAAAUCUAAUAGAUAUAUAAUUUAUAUUUUCUUGGUGUUAUGAAUCUUGGUCCAGUUUAAAAUACAUUUGUGUGUACUUUUAUUCUAUUCAGGUCUUAUUUUUGUAAUAAUCCAUAAAUCAAGCUUUUUUUGAAUAAAAAAAUAAAGUAUUUUUUUUAAGUUGAAUUCAUCACAAUUUAGGUAAUGAAGAACCAAAUCAUCACUUAUAUAAUAAUGGAAAUAGAAUGUACCUACGCCUUGCGUACUUUUGCCUUAGAAAUAAAAUAAAGAUAAUUUAGAUGUAAUAAUAAAUGAAUUACGGUAGUAAUUCGUAAGUAUAUCAUGUAAAAUUUAUACUUGGUAAUAUAAUACCACAAUUAAUCUAAUUAUUAUGUAAGUACCUACACAAUAGUUUGUUACAGUGACGCGUGUCACAUAUUUUUAAUUAUUUGUAAAUAAAAAAAGUAUUGA